AUGUCCUCCUCCGAAUCCUUCAUCGACGAACCUAAAGCUCUCCAACGCCACCUCGAAAAACGUCUCCGUAAUUUCAAAGUCAUGGAGGAAUCCAAAAUCGAGGAAUUGGCCAAGAUUCUGACAUUCUGCAUUUCUGUCAUGUGCAAACACAAAAUGCGAAAAACGAAAGAGCCGAUGGUCGUCAAGAACUUGAAAUUCAGGUGGACGAAAGGAAAGAACCACAAUAAAAUCGAGGACAGUCAAACCAGUACAGAGCCUUGGCACUCUCUGAUUUUGGUGGAGAAACUCCCAAAUAUUUCCCUCGGUUGCGGAAGCAUAUUGUUGGAUCAGAGGGAGAUUUUGUUAAGGGGCCCAUUGGUGAAGGGGCAAAUGGAGGCAAUAGAUGGAUUCAGACAUGACAUGAAGCGCUACCUGUGCGAAUUAAAGGAAUGGCAAAUGACAAGGGAAAGUGUAAAGCAGCUAAGGACAGAACUGCUCGAUGAGUCGUAUGCUGCGGACGGAGAGGAGGGUAGUACGAGCGAUGAAUCGGACGAUGAUACCGACGUGGAGGAUGAUAAUCAAGAUACUCCACAGUCUCGAUCCAUUACAGCGACAGCCAAGCAUGCGUGUGCAAAGGUCGACGGGACGACACGCAGGCGUACGCCCAAAGUGAAGACGGGCUGCAAGACGUGCAAGAUAAGACAUGUCAAAUGUGACGAAACGAAACCAAACUGUAACAGGUGCUCUAGUACUGGCCGGAAUUGCGAUGGUUAUGCACCAAUAAAAGAAGACUUCAAAAUCCAUAUCUGGAGCCAUGCCCACACGCCUGGUCCUUACAACGCCACCAGAGCUUUUGCCGACUUUGGCGACAACGUUCGUUAUCUUGAAUUCUACCAUCGCUGUGCCAGACGCUCGCUCUCCAGCCAUUUUGACAAUGAUUUUUGGUCCAAGAUUGUCCUUCAAAUGGCUCACUCGGAAUCUGCCGUACGCCAUGCACUGGUCGCUCUCGGUUUCCUCUGUCAGUCCGAGCACGGCAGCAUGAAGCAUGCUCGGGCCAAGUUCGCAGUCGACGAGGACUACAGAUUCGUUCUGUCGCAGUAUAACAAGGCAGUCAGAGCACUGGUCUCGCGAAUGACGGACACUGCCCAUUCGUGUGAAGUCGCACUGGUGACCUGUUUACUCUUCGUUUGCAUGGAAUAUCUACGGGGUAACUACCACACAGCUUUCACGCACAUGAAGAAUGGUCUAGGUAUCAUCACGGAGAGACAGGAAGAAAAUGCGACUGCAACUAAGAAAUCUUUACCAAGUACGACGAUGAUCGAUGAGAACACACAAAUUACCAAAAGUAGUCGCUUUACCGAUCCUAUGCCACUGGAGUAUCUGAAACGCGAUUACAUUGCAGCACCACACCCUGUGGCUUUCCACAAAUUCCCCAGACCAACGCCCAAUUCGACAUCUGUCGUGGAAAAUACACUUGUACCCAUAUUCAUCCGCGGGAUAGCAUCAGCAUUAACGUAUGGCGUAACUACAACUGACAGCUUGGACGUGCUGUCGCUGAUGCCAUCGCUACUCCAUCAAAAAUCGUUUGCAGACCUGAACGAAGCACAUCAGGCCUGCUACGAGUUACGAAACUCAGCGAUACUCCACUUGCGCACAACCAGUCAACAGAGCCUACAUCGUCAGUCACCAACGGAUGAGGAUUGUCAACGCCGAGACUGUCUCCUUGAUUCGCAUCUUGCUUGGUUUGAGAAGGCCAAGGAGCUCGAGCGCGAUGCGGUGUUCUCGGAGGAGAAAAUCGCCUUGAGUUCCAUGAAAUUGUCACAUUAUACUACAUUCAUCCUUACCGCAUGCUCUCUGGACCGCUGCGAAGUCAAAUCUGAUAUCUACCUGGAGGAGUUUAAAGAAAUUCUGCACCACGCAAAAGUCGUCAUGGAAUACCGAGCCCGCACCACCACACAUGGCGCACACUUCACCUUUGAGAUGUGCAUUAUCCUUCCAUUAUUCCUCGUCUCAACACGCUGUCGCUGCCCCGUUACGCGCCGCACAGCCGUAGCUAUCCUCGCGCAGAAUCCACCUCGUGAAGGCUUGUGGGAUGCCCAGCAGCAUCUCCUAGUAGCGAAGCGAGCCAUCGACAUUGAGGAACGUGAACUGGAUCCCAUAACAGGCUGGCCGUCGGAGCGGUCACGGCUGGCUAGUUGCGUAAUAAGUGCUGAUAUGGAUCGUGCCGGAGGGUUCUGGGCUAGUUUUCUUCCAGCAAGGUGGGUGGGACAAUCGGAUGAACAUGGCAAACAGCGGAUUUUGCAGGAGUUCUUUCAUGUGUGA
Messenger RNA from Plenodomus lingam JN3, 2301 nucleotides. RefSeq lists its product as uncharacterized. Gene Ontology annotation, biological process: regulation of DNA-templated transcription. The record is from RefSeq and is a predicted model, not a curated record. Gene Ontology annotation, molecular function: DNA-binding transcription factor activity, RNA polymerase II-specific; zinc ion binding. Lineage: Eukaryota; Fungi; Ascomycota; Dothideomycetes; Pleosporales; Leptosphaeriaceae.